This is a messenger RNA of Bombyx mori (domestic silkworm), 4941 nucleotides long. It is a transcript of the gene lds, whose product is annotated as transcription termination factor 2. The record is from RefSeq and is a predicted model, not a curated record. Gene Ontology annotation, biological process: DNA repair. The transcript is spliced from 19 exons. Gene Ontology annotation, molecular function: ATP binding; ATP-dependent chromatin remodeler activity. Gene Ontology annotation, cellular component: nucleus. The coding region runs from base 195 to 3986 and encodes 1263 amino acids. NCBI's taxonomy places the organism in Eukaryota, Metazoa, Arthropoda, Insecta, Lepidoptera, Bombycidae.
AAUAACCAAGCAAUAAGAUCUGUCACUGAUGGCCCUAAACGAAGAAAAAAAAAAACGAAAUGUCAAAAUCCAAAACGACGAAAUAAUUUCAAAUUAUUUUGAAAGUGUUUUUCGUUCUCUUGAUAAUAUUUUAUUGUUCUGUAGUACGGACACUACCGUGAUUAGUAGUUAUUAAUGGAAUUUAGCCAAUGUAAAUGAUGGAGAACUCAUUUUUUGAGUAUCGUGACGAAACCGGAGUUGAAAGCGACUCUGAUUACGAAGUAAUCGACGACAGUUUAGUGGAACCGAAAGCUGUACUGAAGCAGGGAACAAACCGCACAGCAUUCGUGCCCGAAUCGGAAGAAUCUUCCUCUGAAGAUGAUUCACAACAGGAUCAACCUAAGCAAAAAAACUCCCAACGAAGCCUCAGAAAAAGUAUUAUCAAUACUCAUAUCAUAUCUAGCAGUGAUGAUGAUGGGAAUCAAAUCAUCAAAACAACAUCUCAUAGUGAGGCAGCAGUUAGCUCUUCUGAGGAGGAUGACGAAGAAUACUCCCCUGAAAUGUUGCCGCGCCGUCCGCAAUCAAUAAAAAAACCUACAGACCAAACUAAUAGAGUUCAAGGUCUCAAGAAUAAACGUAUGAUGUUUGAUUCAGAUUUAGACAAUUCCAUAACAGUUGAACACAACAGGCACCGGAAACAGAUGUGCUUAAAAGAUACGCCAAUAAAAGUUGAAGAUAUAAAGAGGAAGUCUUUGCUAGAUGACAGUAUGCGAGACGCAAGCGGCUAUGUGUCAAACGAUAAUUCAGAUGGCGAUAGUGCAGAAAAAGAGGACAGCAGUGAUGAAACGAAAUAUGAUAGUGAUGGUGAUGAACCUGUGUCCCGCCUAGAUAUAGAAGGACAUAAGAGUAAUAGUGAAAAUAAACAAAGUAACGAUGAGACUGUCAGUCAUGAUAAAACAUUAGACAGCGAUAGCCAAACACCUUCAAAGAACGACAGCAUUCGAUUCACUGCUAGAAAACUUAAGAAUUGCAGACAGAUUGUCAGCGAUGAAAGCAGUUCUGAGACUGACGAUGAACAAAAACAAGAAGUUGAUGAUCCCAAAAACGGAUCUCAUGGUAAUAGUAUAGAUGAUAAAUCUAAUUUAGAUUUUGAUGAUAAUGAGAAAUGGAGCAGUAAAACUAGUGCCUGUGAAAGUGAUUUAGAUGGUCCAGACGAGUAUGAGAUGGCAGUUAGGCGUGCAACACGGAAGAGUAUUAUGGGCUUCAUACCAAAUGAAAAUAAUGAUAGUGAUGAAUCUGACUGUAUACAAUCUGAUGAGAGCCACCGGAUAUCAGGACAUAGUGAUGUGAUGCAGGAAGAAAAUCAAAACAAUAAAGAAGGAUCGCGUUCUGUGAAGACGCCAGAAAGAGACGGCGAUAACUCUCGCCUCAGCUGUUCACCGAUCAAAACCCCUUUGCAUGACGUUACGAAUGUCAUUAUCGAAUCUGUCGAGAAUUCACCCAGUGCUCCUAAAGGUCUCACGAAUAAGGUUCAAAGUGAACUGGCGACCGAAGAAACAGGAAACAAGGAGAAUUAUAUUAAGUACGACGACGACGUCACUAUUGUUGAUACUAAACCGGAAGUGAUACAGUUGAGCAGUGAUGAUGAAGAUGAGGUGAAAAUCGAACACAAAACGUCUAACGUAAAAAAAUCACCCAAAAUCAAAAACGAAGCGGACAAGUCACCGAAAAAGUCCAGGGACAACACCAUAAAGUCGUACCUGGUGCCGCCCAGCUACCCGAACCAAGGCGUCGUCUACGUCAAGAAAAGCAUCCGGGAGAAUGAGCUGUUCAAGUUAAAUAGUUUGAAAGAGGAUCUACAUAAUGUUAAGAGACUUCUGCAACAAGUGGAGGUGAACACGCUGCCGGACGGCGGAGUGAAGCUGAUCGAGCGUCUCACCGGACUGGAGGCGGAGAUCCGACGCCAGGGAGACAAGGUCGCCAACAUGGUGGUCGAGCCUGAGAAUCCAACAAUAGAGGAAAUAGCUAAAGAUGGCUUCGAGAAGGGGCUCUCCUGGGAAGAGAUACAGAAGGCCAGCAUCGCCGUGCAGCCGCGGAUGUUCGGCAAACAAGCCAUGGCGAGCCACAUGGCGGAGCGGAACCUCAUCCUGGACCGGCUCCGAGACCUGCACGAGUCGCUGGCGUCCUGCCCGCCGGAGUCGCAGCUGGCCGCCCCGCCGCGCGGCCUGCGCUCCCAGCUCAUGCCGCACCAGCUGCACGCGCUGGCCUGGCUGCACUGGAGGGAGACGCAGCGACCGGCGGCCGGAAUACUAGCGGACGACAUGGGUCUGGGCAAGACCAUCACGAUGAUAGCGCUGAUGGUCAGCGACAAGGAGAACAGCGCCGAGGAUGACGACUCCGACGACGAGCGGCCCGGGGACAGCAGGUUGGUGCGCGGCGGCACGCUGGUGGUGUGCCCGGCGUCGCUGGUGCAGCAGUGGGCGGGCGAGGUGGAGAAGCACUGUGCGGGCGGGCGCCUCGCCGUGGCGCUGCACCACGGGCCCGCGCGCGCCCGCCACGCGCACCGCCUCGCCGCCGCCGACCUCGUGCUCACCACCUACAACAUCCUGCAGCGGGACCACGACAAGGGCGUGCUGUUCCGCGUGCGCUGGCGGCGCGUGGUGCUGGACGAGGCGCACGCGGUCCGCAACCACAAGUCGGCCACGUGCCGCGCCGCCGCCGCGCUGCCCGCCGCGCGCCGCUGGGCGCUCUCCGGCACGCCCGUGCACAACAAGGACCUCGACCUCUUCGCGCUGCUGCAGUUCCUGCGCUGCUCGCCCUUCGACGACCUGUCCAUGUGGAAGAAGUGGAUCGACAACAAGAGCUUGGGAGGGCAGGAACGUUUAAGCACCAUAAUGCGUUGCUUACUUCUGCGGCGCACGAAGAUGCAAUUACAGCAGAAGGGACAGCUGGCGUGUCUCCCGCAGCGCCACACCCACGAGCAGCAAGUCACUCUCUCCAAGAACGAGAUGAAUGUUUACCAAAAGGUGCUGGUAUUCUCGAAGACACUGUUCGCUCAGUUCCUCCACCAGCGCGCUGAGAAGAACUCUGAGCAGUUUGGUGCCCCUCUCCCCGACAAGGACUCGGAGUACGCGAAGAUGCACAAGAGAAUGAUCGCCUUACAGGGUGCUAAACCGGUCAAGUCCCACGAGAUCCUGGUCCUGUUGCUCCGUCUGCGGCAAGUGUGCUGCCACUGCGGACUCAUAGCCGCCAUGCUGGACGACGCCGCGCCCGACCUCGAUGCGGACCCGGCCGGCAACGACUUGCUCGACGAACUCAACAAAAUGUCGCUCGAGGACAGCCGGAAGGAGAGUUCGAAAGACGAUGAAGAUGAAUCCGAAGGUGUCCAAGAGGAAGGCACCACGGCAGCCGAAGCCAUAAGGUCUGUCCUGAGUCCGAACAAUCCCGUGUUCGAACUAACCAGGCCUUCAUCAAAGAUCAACGCUGUCAUGGAGUGUCUCAAAGAGAAUGUAUUUUCUAAGCCAGGUGAAAAGGCAGUGAUCGUGUCACAAUGGACAAGUGUUCUUCACUUGGUCGAGAAGCAGCUGUCAGCCAUGGCGGUCCGCAGCGUGACGCUGAGCGGGAGCGUGCCGGUGACGGCCCGGCCCGCGCUCGUGCACGCCAUCAACGACCACAACAGUGCCGUCAAGGUGAUGCUGCUGUCGCUGUGCGCGGGGGGCGUGGGUUUGAACCUGUGCGGCGCCAACCACCUGUUCCUGCUGGACCCGCACUGGAACCCGCAGCUCGAGCAGCAGGCGCAGGACCGCGUCUACCGCGUCGGCCAAGAUAAGACCGUGCACAUUUACAGGUUCAUGUGCGUGGACACCGUCGAGCAAUCGAUAAGGAAGCUGCAAGAAGCGAAGCUGGAGUUGGCCGACAACGUGCUCACGGGCGCUAAGAACACGAACGCUUCGAAACUCACCAUCGAGGAUCUCAAGAUGCUUUUCAAUAUGGGGCAGCAGCAGUAGCGCGCGAAUAUCACGAUGUGACAUUAAUAAAAUUUGUGUGUUGCGACACAACGAACCCGUUUGCUUAGUACGAGUUUAUUUACUGGUGGUAGGACCGCUUGUGAGUCCGCGCGGGUAGGUACCACCACCCCGCCUAUUUUUGCCGUGAAGCAGUAAUGCGUUCCGGUUUGAAGGGUGGGGCAGCCGUUGUAACUAUACUUGAGACCUUAGAGCUUAUAUCUCAAGGUGGGUGGCGCAUUUACGCUGUGGAUGUCUAUGGGCUCCAGUAACCACUUAACACACAGGUGGGCUGUGAGCUCGUCCACCAAUCUAAGCAAUAAAAAAAUGGCGUUCUCGAUAGCGUAAAAGUUAACUCGAAUUUCUAUGGAGUCGGAACGUUUGCCUAAAUUUGCCGCUAAAGGCGCUGUGCUUAGUACGAGUUUAUUAACGCUCUCGAUAGUGUAAAAGUUAACACGAAUUUGUAUGCAGUUAGAACAGCGCCCCUAGCGGCAAACGCAGGCAAACGUUCGAACUCCACACAAAUUCGAGUUAACUUUUACGCUAUCGAAAACGUUAAAAAACUCGGCACUAAGCACACAGAUAGUUGAGAAAUAGUUAAGAAGUUUGUCGUCGAAAAAUGGUGCCUUAUAAUCCGGUUCUCUUAUAGCCCGAAUGUGUGUGCUAGUUACGCUUAAAGUUGUCUGCGGAUUGGCCUGAAUUUUUUUUGGUAAUAAAUAAAAAAAAACAUUCCUAUAGAAAACGACGUUUUUAAAUAAAUAAAAUAUGAUGACGCUCAAUUGUUAUUAAUAUUUUCGAAAAUUCCAGAAUAAUUGCUUUCGGUUUGUAUUCGACGGGUCUUUGUUAAGUGAAGAUUUCGAGUCACGUACGUUAGCGAUAGUGUUUUAAAAAACGUUGAAUUUGUAUAAUAACUAUUUUUUAUGUGAAUUGUUAUACAUUAAAUUACUUUAAAAUAAAA